ACCAUUCGCAAACUUGCGAACUAGCCAACAAGAUGAGGCACAUCCUACUAGUAAUUGCACUGCUCGCUCCUCUGGCAUCUUCAGCUAAACUAAGCUCAGAUGUUUCAAAGAUUCCUGCAUCUGUGCGAACACUGAAGGAGCUUCACCGUGGGCCACCAAUGCAGCUUAUCAGCAAGCGAGCAAAUGUGGAGACUCGCUGGAUCAGUCAGAAACUGGACAAUUUUGACGAAGACAAUGAGGAAGUCUGGGAUGAUCGCGUAUUGAUCAAUGAGGACCACUUCGUAGAUGGUUCCCCAAUCUUCAUAUACCUUGGCGGUGAAUGGGAGAUUGAGCCCAGUCCUAUAACAGCAGGACAUUGGGUGGACAUCGCUAGCGAGCACAAUGGAUCAUUGGUCUAUACGGAACAUCGAUUCUUUGGCCAAAGCGUUCCCAUUAAACCCCUGACAACUGCGAACCUCAAGUACCAAAAUGUGGAACAAGCUUUAGCCGAUGUUGUUAAUGUAAUUAAUGUUCUUAAGGAGGAGGAAAAAUAUAAGAACUCUAAGGUGGUUGUGCAAGGAUGUUCCUACUCGGCGACCAUGGCGGUUUGGAUUAAGAAAUUGUACCCCGACGUAAUUGUGGGCAGCUGGGCGUCCAGUGCUCCCUUGCAGGCUAAAGUGGACUUUAAAGCUUAUAUGAAAGUUGUUGGCCAAGCAUACAGGGAGCUCGGAGGAGAUUAUUGUUACAACAUCAUCGAUAAUGCCACUUCCUUUUAUGAGGAUUUGUUUGAAAACGGUCAGAAUGCUGAGGCCAAGAAGCUCUUAAACCUUUGCGAUAAUUUCAAUGAAAACGACCAACAUGAUCAGUGGCAAAUUUUUAGCACAAUUGCAAACAUUUUGGCAGGCCUCGCCCAGUACCAAAACCCGGCAAACUAUGACUUGGCCAAACAUUGCUCAGUGCUUCGAUCCUUUAGUACGGACGAUGCCACGGCACUAUCUAAGUUCAUACAAUGGCGUCUCGACAAUCCAGAAUGCGUUAACACCGUAUAUAAAGCAACUGUUAAAUAUUACAAGUGGGCAAUGCAUAACUAUGAUGGUUCUAGUCUCAGCUGGUUCUUUCAAACAUGCAACGAAUUCGGCUGGUACCAAUCCUCUGGUAGCAAGAAUCAACCAUUCGGCUCAUCUUUUCCAGCCACCCUGUACACCGACACUUGUAAAGAUGUCUUUGGAUCAAAAUACACUGCAGCUAAAAUCGAAAAGUAUAUAAGCGAAAAAAACAAGGUGUACGGAGGUGUGAACCCUAAUGUCGAGAACGUUUACAUGACUCAUGGAGGAUUAGAUCCAUGGCAUCCAGUUGGGGCCGGAGCAGCACAGGGUGCCACCAUUAUUCCCCAAGCUUCUCAUUGUUCCGACAUGGGUUCAAUCAGUGCUAAGGACAGUCCUGCAAUGCUCGCAUCCAAGCAACGUGUGGCUCAACUGGUUCGCGAGUGGCUUGCCUGAUAUCCCAAUGGGUUCAAAAUUUUUUUAAUCAUAAAAAAAUUUUAAUUUUUGUAUAUUUCUAUCUGUAUAUACACAUUUAAUUUUGCAAUAAAGAACAUAUUUUAAAAGCCUAAAUA
Messenger RNA from Drosophila grimshawi, 1594 nucleotides. Its product is annotated as thymus-specific serine protease. Bases 33 to 1478 code for a protein of 481 amino acids. Gene Ontology annotation, molecular function: dipeptidyl-peptidase activity; serine-type exopeptidase activity. The transcript has 6 exons. Lineage: Eukaryota; Metazoa; Arthropoda; Insecta; Diptera; Drosophilidae. The record is from RefSeq and is a predicted model, not a curated record. Gene Ontology annotation, biological process: proteolysis.